This is a messenger RNA of Tachyglossus aculeatus (Australian echidna), 2913 nucleotides long. Its product is annotated as collagen alpha-1(I) chain-like. The transcript has 6 exons. Gene Ontology annotation, biological process: microtubule bundle formation; microtubule depolymerization. The coding region runs from base 82 to 2913 and encodes 943 amino acids. Gene Ontology annotation, cellular component: microtubule plus-end. The record is from RefSeq and is a predicted model, not a curated record. Lineage: Eukaryota; Metazoa; Chordata; Mammalia; Monotremata; Tachyglossidae.
GCUGCAACAGCUGCAGCAGCGGUGAACUGUCCCCGUCCGGCUCCUGCAACGAACUCUCCAGCGGAUCCUCCCACACUGGCAAUGGGACCGGUGGCACACGGGACGGGGCGACCGUUUCCGACGGUCCCGGAUUCACGACCCGGGAAAAACGCAUCCUGGAGGGGCUGCGGAGACUGCAGAGACCUCGGCCCCUUCAGCUGCCCCGUCCGCCCGUCCCCCCUCCGGAUGGAGGGGACUCCAAUGAAGGCAUCUACUCACCGGGGCCUGGCACUCCCGGCCUCCGCCCGGCCGUGGCCUUUUCCUGGGACCCACAAGGCCUCGAACCCUCAGAGUGGCCUGAGCGGCUGCCCGGCAUCCCUCCCAGCCCGGAAAACCAGGAUAGCCGCCUACCCAGCGGACAGGGCCGGGAGCGGGGGCACCAGGCCGGAAACGUUCAGCUUCCUGAGGCGGCAGAAGAGCACUCGGCAGGCACGUGGCGAGCAACGCUGCACGACGCCGGGCGAUGCCGAGGGCGGCCCGGGCGCAAACUCAAAGGCGGUGGGGGGCAGCAUCUCUGGAAGGGUGGCCGAAGCCCACCCUGAACCUCCGCGGCCGCACGCUGUCGGUGUCCCCCUCCUCGCUCAGGGAGGCGCUCCCCUGAGGGCCAGGCCCGGCGGAGGCUCGAGGCCCUCCGGAGACGAGGCCGAGGUCAGAGGUCGGAGAGACCCCACGGCCUCCCCUCAAGACCCCCAACCUGCACCAACCUCAGGGCUGGAAGGCGGGUUCCGGAAGGGAAGCACGACCGCCAUCCAGGCCCGGAGGAGCCCGUCCCCACAGGAGCAGGAAGAUGAGGCGCCAACUACGGGGGCGUCCUCGGACUCGUCUUCAGAUGCCGGGGGGCCAGAGCUGCCCCCCGCCAGGCUCUCGGGGGGCUGGGAGACACCAGGGCCAGGACUGGAGACUCCCUUUGAGGGUCCAAAACUCCCUCAGCCCUGCUUAGAGCCCCCCAACCGGAGCACCAAGGCUCAGAAGUCCAAGACCCAAAUCCCGGGGCUGUCCCUCCGGCCCGGCCUUACGAGGGAGACCAGGCUUGGCGGGCUGGCUAAGGCCCGGUCCCCGUCACCCUCAGCGGGCCCGCGGCCUACAAAUUCAGACCCAUCUGUAGGUCCGGCCAGAGAUGCCCUCACCCGGGGCUUCCCGACACCCCCAGGCCCGGGGGGCACAAUGGCUACAGAGCCCGGCGAUCUUCACCCUCUGGCUCCGAGCUGCCCGGGGCGAGUUGGCCCACCUCCCCAGGAAAAUCCCGCACCGAGGACACCUCCCAGCCAUGAUGUCCGGCCCUCUGACCCGGAACGCCCAGGAGUUGACUCCCUGGGGGCUUCGUCUGCCCGAGUCCUGGACAGGAAUGCCGGCCCCGGCCCCCUGCCAACAUAUUUCGGCCGGCCCAUGCUCCCUUCACCGGGCAGCCCCUGCGGUCAUGAGCCCGGCCCUCAGGUCUCCCCGCGCCGGCCCAUGGGGCAACAAGGCAGGGGGAAAUGCCCCCCGCCACUCCGGACAGGGCCCGACAAGAGAGAGAAGGACACGGACAACGCUGUGGCCCGCACCGAGGCCUCUGAUGGCCGGACCCCGCACAGGGAAGGGGCCGCCCGGCCCACCCGUGGCCUCCACCCCGGACCCGUGAGCCCCGGCCUGGAGCCGCCCCCUCGCUCCCGUGGGACCGGGUGGGCGCAGAGGCCCCUGAGGCCCGCCCUGGGCACCCACGCAGCCAAGGCCCGCGGGCAAGGCCGCGCCACCCGCCCGGACGACCCGACGGACCCCGCGGGCCCCGGCCGAUCCCGCACCCAGAUCAUCACCAGCGCCGCCGACCGCGGGGACGUCCUCCCCGGGCCCGGCCGUGACCCCGGGACCCCCAAACUCCCCAUGGAAGGCCCGGACCUGUCGCCCCCUGACUGGGCCACUCCGGGAAGUCCCAGAUGCCCACCCGGGCGGCCUUCCCGGGAGACUGGACCUCACCUAGCGACUGACCCCGAGGCCCCCCGGUCUCCCCUGGCUGGUCGGGGAGAAGUCGGGGAGCACUUCUCCCCUUCACACCAGGGCCCGGAGGUUCCUCCGGAAGCAGGCCUGGCCCCGUCGAUGGAAGAGCGGGUCAUGCGGGGCAUCCAGGAGAAAUUGGACCCCCCGCCUCAGAGCCGGGCCGGGCCCAGGGCCGCCCCGUCCAUCGCAGGCUGGUUUGGCUUCCGGCGGAGCAGGCUGCCGGGCCUCGGAGGCCGCAGGCCCCGGCCCGUCCGACACGAGGAGGACAAGCCUGGCCUUGCCGGCCGGCGGCCAAAACCCGAGCAGAACGGAGUCAGGAAAGGCCUGGAGCCGGGGGACGAGGAGGUCGGGGCCCGGGACCCCGGGAGAGGGGUCUUUGGGGCCGCAAAGUGGCUAGUAACGACUCCCACCCCUCACGGGUCCAGGACGGGACUGCCGGGCCGGCCCCCUUCCACGACCAAAGACGCCUUCCUGAAGGAACUUCUCAUCAGAGUCGACAAGAAAUCAGGCCAGAGGACGGAAAGCGGAUCGGGAGAUGUUUCCUUCGGGGGGUCCUCAGGGCCCGGAUCCCGGCCCUUCCCCAGGCCCAGCCGAGGCCUCGGACCUUCCGGAAGCCGCGGGGAAAACGGCAAGGAGAAGUCUGGAAUGGAAAUGCGGAUGGAGGUCCAGAUGAGAACGGCCAACGCAAACCGACCGGAGGAUGUGGAGGAGGACGCGAGUCCUGACCCCGUGUCCCAUUCCGGCCUCCUCGAGCCGGGCACGCACCGGGAGACGGGAUCGGGAUCCGGAAGUGUGGAGGGAGCGUUCUCAGGUCACGGGGACACCGAGCUCCGACAGGGCCACAGCUCUGGUGGAUUUUGGGAGCCCGUGGACAAGGAUGGAGUGGCCCGGGGCCACUAA